Aphanomyces invadans is the source of this 3599-nucleotide messenger RNA. RefSeq lists its product as hypothetical. Gene Ontology annotation, cellular component: cyclin/CDK positive transcription elongation factor complex; nucleus. The record is from RefSeq and is a predicted model, not a curated record. Gene Ontology annotation, molecular function: cyclin-dependent protein serine/threonine kinase activator activity. The coding region runs from base 14 to 841 and encodes 275 amino acids. Gene Ontology annotation, biological process: regulation of transcription by RNA polymerase II; positive regulation of DNA-templated transcription, elongation. The transcript is spliced from 7 exons. NCBI's taxonomy places the organism in Eukaryota, Oomycota, Saprolegniomycetes, Saprolegniales, Verrucalvaceae.
CGAUCACGGAACCAUGGCCAUGCCGCUCAUGGAGCACUCGCUUCCACCGACGAGCACGAGUGUGGUCCCUACACAACAUGUUUCUUCCAGCUUCAUUGCCGACUGCUCGGCGAGGCUUCAUCUAGGCCAUGUCGCGACGACGACGGCCAUGGUCCUCGCCCAUCGUUACUACGGAACACACAAGACGCCGCAUUCGUUCCCACAACAUCAGGUCAUCGGCGCAGCGUGCAUCUUCCUCGCCACAAAGAUCACAGAAAAACCGCGGAAGCUGCGCGAUGUGAUGAACGUCGUGCACUGUGCAUCCCUUAAUGUCAACUCCCCCAUGCCGACAGGUCCCGAAUACACUGCAUUCAAGGAGCGGCUCUUGGACGCCGAGCAAAACGUUCUUCGGGCCAUUCGAUUUGACAUGGACGUGGCGCUGCCAUAUCAGCAUCUGCUCAACUACACCAAAAUUCUCGGGUAUGCGUGCAUGACAGCGGGUGCUGUCCACCACGGGUCCCUUCACGACUCGCAGGUCGUCGCGGCUCGCCGUUCAGAUCGCGCUCACUCUUGCAAGCGAUCUCUACUACAGUCCUCGUGCUCUCGAGUACACCCCGCAUGUCAUCGCUGCAGCGUGCAUAUACCUCGCCAUGGACCUCUUGCAGAUUUCCCAAGAGCCCAUGCGGUGGUGGCACCAUUUCGACACGAGCGACGACGAUAUCGCCGAUCUCCGAGCACAAUUCGUCGAGAUAUACGCAGCGAUCCUUCCUUCUUCAGGCGAUGCCGCGCCUCCGCCAAUUUCAUGACGUUCGUCACCAUUUGCCCAAGCCCCGCGCCAGCUCGAUCGACUCUCCAGGCAUAACGUCGAGCGUACAUUUGAGUCGGUGGCGUGCAUGUGCAUAUUUGUUUAUCUAACUCGCCAGAAACGGCGCGCGGCAAGUGGCGGCCUCCGGCGGCCGCAUGUCGUGGUGCGGUAUGGGCGUUUGCUGUGGAAACGCGUCGGCGGUGCGCAGCCGUUGGUUUGCUUCGAGGAGUUUGGCGACGGCCGUCUACACAAACACGUCCCGGCGCGCCGUGAGAAAUGGAUGGUCAGGACAAACUCAACGUCGCACCGUGUACUUGGGAUUUUUUUCAAUCGCAUACGUUUUGACGGGGGCCGAGGUUGCCUGCCACGACCGCAAGCGCUCGCCGUCCGCGCCGCGGCAGAUCACCAUGCCCCGACCCGCAUCGACUUGGAACCCCCUCGCCGUGUCGACGGUCUUCUUCGCCAUGGCCGCUGCCUUUUCACCGUCGUCCCGUGCGCCAUCCACUUCGUCUGCGGCCAACGGCCGCUCGAAGAGCGCGGUGAACGCCGGUGCGGUCUGCCCGACGGCUGCCGCCGCCACGCGAACCCUCGAACGCCGGACCUUUCCAAGGAGGAGCGACCCAAAUUUGAACAUGACGCCGACCGUGACGUGGAAGACCGGCGCCAAGACGCGGUGCAAGAGCAAAUACAGCAGCACCAGCACAAACAAGAAAAAGACGGGAAACGUGUUGACCCGCACAAUCUUGGAAUAUGCUUUGAGGACACCGCCAAGCAGUUGAGCCAGCGUGGGGUCGGCGACCGUCUCGAGCUGCGCCAGCAGCAUCUCGUGCAGCUGCUCUGUCGGGUCGAUCGCCGCCGCGUCGGCCGACGUCGUUGCGUUCGCGUCGUCUUGGCCGGUAAAUGACGAUUCCACGGUCGCGAGCGCCGACGUCGCUUGCUGUGCGAGCGCGGCGACGUGGAGCAGGUCCGACUCGAGCAGCGACGACACUCCGUACGACCAUGCCGAGAACCCGAGGUGCACGAGUAACAUCCACGGAAACAGCGUCAAGGCCAAAUUACCCAGCGCUUGAUCGUACGCCGUGCGGACGCGGUAGAGCUUCAUCAGCAUGAGCUUGUCGACCGCGUAGUUGAGGAAGCACGACACAGCGCCGAGCGGAAGCAGCGCCGGCAUCCCGCCCGCAUACAUGAACGUGACGAAGAUCGUGUUGAGGACGACGGGGUACCGCACGGAAAUGUCAAACGCCGGGUUCGCAAACAGCGCGUUCAUUUCGGAACUGGUCACGGUCGUAAACUGCUGGAUCCCGCGCUUGACGGGCAAAAUCACGUACGCGGCCAGGACAGGGCCGACGUGGGGAGUCGCAACGUUGACGAGCAUCGUCAGCGUAAUCCCAGCCCCCACGGACGUAUACCAUCCCCGCUCCAUGUCGGUGAGUUUACCUACGGAGACCAGGACGUCAUGAGGACACCCAUCGACGUGGAAGGCGAAAGCGAGCUCCGCCGAGACAUGCACGCUCGGCAUGCGAUGCUGCACCACGAUGCAAACGAUGUGGCCCGCCGAGAGAACAUCGACAAUAAUCUCAUGCUCCACCACGCAAGAAUCCGUCCACUAGCCAAAAAAACGACCCCGGCGGGAAGAUGCCGUACGCACCCGAGAGAAAAAAGUGAAGGAUCGGGACGUUGCCAAGCUGGGCAUUGACGAGCAGAACGAUGACCGCUGUGUUAAUCCACUGAGCAAAGAAGAGCUUGACAACGACCGCGGCCGCCGUGUUGGACUCGGACGAGUGGCGCUCGAACCCGCCAAACGCGUAAAACACCCCCCGCAGCGCCGUGUUGACGAGGAUCACGGUGACCGCGGCGGCGACGAGGAGUCCAUUCUUGGUCAAGAACGCCGUGAUGUACUCGCGGCACGGCACUUCGACCUGCCACAGCUUCUUUGGGCCGUGGUACAGCCCGUCCAACGCAAUGUACGCUUCGAGUUUCGGUUUGCAGUAGCACAGCACGAUGCUGCUCGAAUCGUACGACUCGCACGCGUUGUCGACCGCACGGUUGGUGGUUGCCGUGUAGUUGUAGUCGGUCGUGAAGCAAGGCAGAGUGCCGCACGUGGUCAAGCCGGGAGUGAAGCAUCCAGACGUGCAUCGCGUGAGGUUGGCCGACGGCCCCGCGACGUCGUUGAAGGUCGGGACGGUCGCGGGGAAUGGCGUCGCCGACUGGUUGUACGUAAUCUCGAACGACCCGGCGGCGGGGCACACGACGGACGCGUUCCAGUGCAAGGUCCAGUCGGCGGCGGCGGCGCCGUCGUAGCUUGGGCCUUGAUACACGUCGAGGAUUUUGGCGCAAAUGUUGGCUGGGCCGGGCUUGUUGAACGUUUGCUGGGCGCUAGGCCAUCGACAAACGCAACAUGAAUAAUCGAUCGACGUCAAGGCAGUCGCUAGGACGUACCCCUGGGCAAGCGAAAUGAUCGCGCAAGACACAAUCAGCAGCACAAACGUGACCACGUUUGUCAACGACCGCCUACGGUCGACGGGGUGGUCGCUCGAGUCGUCGGACCGCCACGUACCGCGCAAACCGCUCGACGGCGGACGUUUCCAAGUUUUCCCACACAAUGUUGGAUGGUUCGGGGGCGGCAGACACCUUGAGCGCGUGAAUGCCUCGGAAUCGAAGCGCCGUCGGCUGAAACCAGCGCUUCCACCACGAGUGGCUCGUCCGGUAGUCGGCCAUGCACUGUUGCUGGCUCUCGACGUGGUUGAAUACGACAAACGCGCACUCGCAUUCGUGUAAUCUACCACCGACACACCAUGUCUCGACGACGACGUGC